AUGCAGCUGCAAUCGGGUUCAUACAAUUUGCUGCUGUUACUUCUGACACUGGCAUUUAUUUCAGCAAGCACAUCGGAAAGUUACUAUUCAGCUGUGGCACCUGGUACCAUUAAAUCGAACCGCAAUUAUUCCGUGUGUUUAUCGCUACAUAAUGCUCUCAAGCCGGCCGUGAUACGUGUUUCCCUCAUCGGCGAACCACUCUUUAAUUACGACCCCAAUGGAAAUCGAAUUAAACAAUUCAAAGAUAUCAAACUAAACACUGGAGUCUAUACAAAUAAAUUCAAUCUAUCGGAACAAACGGUUUUGGGUCAAUGGCUAAUCUUAGCUUCCGUCUUGGGAAAAUAUGAGAAAUCCUCUGGUCGCAAUUUCAAAGUGGAAAAAUAUGUUUUACCCAAAUUUGGGGUUUACAUUGAUGCCGACUCUGAUUUUAUACUCGAUGACAAUGAAUUUAGCCUAACUGUAUAUGGUAAAUAUACAUUUGGUAAAUAUGUUGAAGGCACUGCAACAGUUGCUAUCCUAAAUCCGGCCACCAACAUGACCGUGUCGAAACAAGAAGCCACAUUGGAAAAUUUUCGAGCAUCGUUUACAUUUCAAUAUUACGAUAUACCACUGGCCCAGAUGUUUUCGUGGAUAAUCAUUUCGGCCACAAUUAAAGAAAGACAUACGGGCAUCACGCAAUCUACAUUGCAAGAAUUGAGUGUUCGAAAGCAGAAAUAUAAUAUCUUGGUGCCGGAAAAUGAGAUUGAAUUUCACAAUGGCAAGCCGUAUAAAAUAAAGGCCAUGGUACAGCACUGGAAUGGCAGUCGUGUGCUUGAUACCAUCACUCCGAUGACAAUGAUUCAUGCCAAUAGGACAUAUAAAACACAUUUAGAUGCGAAUGGUGUGGGCACGUUCGCCUUUGACUAUGUUGACAAGGAAGUCAAUGUCUUCAACUACGCCGGCAGUUCAACCCAUUUACAGAACAUUGUCAUUGGUCAAAAUUAUCGAUUUGAUCAAUCGUCCGCAACAGCUUGUACUUUAAAAUGGAAGGAAGGAAGAUUGAAAUUUGGUACCAACAUUGACCUGGAAUUAACAUCGAAAUUGCCCAUUCCCUAUUUCAUUUACACCGUCACAAGUCAUGCCGAUAUUGUUCGCAUGAAAUAUAUCCCUCUACCGGCCAAUACAAAAUCGCAUAUCAUAAAAAUUAAAUCUGCUGUUGAUAUGAUACCACGUUGCUACGUCUAUGUCCACUACAUUAUAAAUGGAGAUUUACGAUAUUGUGAAUUAAGUUUGAAAUUCCCCAAUGAAUUUGAGAACACGAAAUCUAGCCGAAACUAUAAAGCUGUCAUACAAAAAGGAGUCAAUUAUUUGGUGGACAAUAUCAACAACAUUAAUGAUACCUAUGCCCUAUCUUUGGUUGCGGUAGCAUUACAAAUGUCCAAAAGUGAGCAAGCCAAUCAGGUACUGGCAAAUCUCCAACAAAGAUCGCAGAGCAAAAACGGUUUAAAAUGGUGGCAGUCUUCGAAUGCGGCACAUUCAAAUGAUGUAGAAAUAACGGCAUAUGCUCUAAUGGCUCUAUUGGGAACAAAUUCAUUGGAUAAUAUAAAUAUUGUCAAAUGGAUUUUGGAACAGCGUAAUAAGGCUGGAGGUUUCAAAACAACCCAUGAUACAGUGGUUGUUUUGCAGGCCCUCAUUCGAUUCAAUCAAAAAUACCCCAGCAAUAAUGACACGCUGCUCAAAUUCAAUUAUGCUGCAUUGGACGCCCAAGGGCUGGAGGUCGGCAACGGUUUUCUUGGUAUCGAUCCGAGUAAUAGUAAAAUAUGGCAACAGAUUGAGCUUCCAAAAACAACUCGUUUGCUUCAGUUAAAAAUAGAGGGCGAGGGAAAUGCUCUGGUCCAGCUGGCCUAUCAUUAUUAUGUUCCCUUGGAAACGGAUGUAGAGAGUAUUACAUUGGAUGAUGACUCAAUUACUGCCACAACAUUUGCCAAGUCCAGCAGCGUAAUUCAUCGAAGAGAAACACCAAAACAGAAAUCAUUUGCCAUUUCACCCAUGGCAAAGCUAACUUCUAACGCUGUAAUGGAGUUAGAAGUCUGUUUCAAAUUUAAGCCGUCGAAAGAACUUAAACAUCGUCAGACCAAUAUGGUGAUUAUGGAAAUAAAUAUGCCCUCCGGAUUUGUUGUGUCACCUGAAUCCAUGCAUGAUUUACAAGAAGAAGAAUUUGUGGCCCGUGUUGAAGUUAAGGAUUCCAAUACCAAAUGUUUGGCAUAUUUCAAACAUCUGCAGGCCGAUGAUGAUGAAAAAUGUCUUAGUAUUCAGGCGGAUAAGAUGCAUGAGGUUUUGCAGCUGGAGCCGGCAUCGAUAAUAAUGUAUGAUUAUUAUAUACCGGAAAAUCGAGAUACGAUAGCAUAUCAGAUUCAAAUGUAGACAUAAAGCAUUAACAAUUUCUCAAUAAUUAUUGUAAAAAAAAAAUAAACCUCAGGCGAGUCAACAAAUGGUUCUUUUUGGUCUAAUUUAAAAAAUAUGGUUAAAAAUCACUUUA
This is a messenger RNA of Musca domestica (house fly), 2518 nucleotides long. RefSeq names its product CD109 antigen-like. Lineage: Eukaryota; Metazoa; Arthropoda; Insecta; Diptera; Muscidae. Gene Ontology annotation, cellular component: extracellular region. The transcript is spliced from 6 exons. The record is from RefSeq and is a predicted model, not a curated record. The coding region runs from base 1 to 2403 and encodes 800 amino acids.